ACCCUUUGAACUUUGGAGAGGGAGAUAUGCGUCCGGGCACUUUAAAUAUGGCCGCGUCCAUGUGAAACAACGAUUAAUGUUGUCAAGGUGAAAUUACCAGAAAACAGGCCUAAGCAAUUCCAGUAAAAUGUUGCGCACCUUGUGUGUGCGACCUGCAGGGGUUCAAGCUGUGUUACUAAGGAGAUGGACCCAUAACAUUCCAGCUAUUGAUCAACCUCUCAACUUCAUAAAUGGAGAGAGGGUGGAGGCAGCCAACACUGACAAAACACAGGAGUUUGAACUUGUAGAACCUGCCACAGGCAAGGUCCUGAGGAAAGUCCAGAGUGCUGGGAAGGGGGAUGUCAACAGGGCCGUGGCAGCAGCCAGGGAGGCGUUUGAUGUGUGGUCUGACAUGUCAGGGAUGGAGAGAGGAAAACUGAUGACCAAAGCAGCUCAGAUAGUAAAGGAAAAUGAAGAUGACUUUGUUAAAGCUGAGGUUAUAGACACAGGCAAGCCAAUAUGGGAGGCACGGUAUGACAUCCAAGGCUGCACAGAGACUAUUGAGUACUUUGCUGGAGUUGCUCCUACCAUAAUGGGCACCCACCUCCCCCUGCCAGGUGGCAGUUUUGCCUACACUAGGCGAGAGCCACUGGGCGUCUGUGGCGGCAUAGGAGCCUGGAACUACCCAUAUCAGAUGGCAGCCUGGAAGUCAGCGCCUGCCUUGGCCUGUGGUAAUACUAUGGUGUUUAAACCAUCGCAGUUGACUCCCAUUACAGCUGUGAUGUUAGCCGAGGCCUAUGUACAGGCUGGGGUGCCCAAGGGAGUGUUCAAUGUUAUACAGGGUGAAGCUGAAACUGGGACUUUGCUCAAUCUACACCCGGAUAUUGCCAAGAUGUCUUUUACUGGCAGUGUUCCAACUGGUGCUAAGAUCAUGGCAAACUGCGCUAAGGGCAUCAAGCAGGUGACCCUGGAGUUGGGUGGGAAGUCCCCACUGAUCAUAUUUGGAGAUGCUGACCUGGAGAAUGCAGCCAAGGGUGCCAUCUUAGCCAACUUCAUGACACAGGGACAGGUGUGUUCCAAUGGUACCAGAGUAUUUGUCCACACAUCCGUCCUGCCUCAGUUCCUGGACAUUCUCCUGGAGAAGACCAAGAGGAUGAAGAUAGGGGACCCUUUCCAGGAAGACACCAUGGUCGGAGCCACCAUCAGCAAAGCACACGCAGAGAAAGUGCUGGGUUACAUAGAGAUUGCCAAAAAUGAGGGAGCAGAAAUCCUGUAUGGUGGAGAGAGAGUUAUACCAGAUGAUCCCAAGCUUGCAGGUGGUUAUUACCUCGGACCUUGUAUACUGGUGGGAUGUCAUGAUGACAUGACUGUGGUCAAGGAGGAAGUCUUUGGCUCUGUCAUGUCUGUAUUGCCCUUUGAUACAGAGGAGGAAGUGAUCCGCAGAGCAAAUAAUACUUGCUUUGGAUUGGCUGGGGGUGUUUUUACAAAAGACCUAUCCCGUGCUCACAAAGUGGUAUCUAAACUCCAGGCGGGUUCCAUAUAUGUGAACAACUACAACGUGUACCCAGUGGGAGUGCCAUUCGGAGGACACAAAAUGUCUGGAAUAGGAUCAGAGAACAGCCUGGAGUCUGUGAACCAUUACACUCAAGUGAAGAGUGUCUAUGUAGAGGCCAAUGAUGUUGACUGUCCUUAUUGAUUUGAUUGGUUAUUAACUGACCAAUGAGAUUAUAGCACCAAGGUGAUUGCAGAUUUGGUGCAAAUUUGUGAUUUGUUAUUACUGGUUUAUAAUGGACCAGUAAGAUAAUGAAGGGAACUAGUGGUAAGGAACACUGUCAUAAUGGCUUUUAAUUGGGUAUAAAUAGACCAAUGAAGUGACAGAAUUUAUUUUAUUGUAAUCAGGAGAAUUGUGCUAUGUUGAUUUUCUUCAACAUAAAUGGUCUGCAGAGAUACAGAAAUAAAAUGAUUGCAUUAGAUUUUGA
Messenger RNA from Lingula anatina, 1958 nucleotides. Its product is annotated as 4-trimethylaminobutyraldehyde dehydrogenase. The record is from RefSeq and is a predicted model, not a curated record. Lineage: Eukaryota; Metazoa; Brachiopoda; Lingulata; Lingulida; Lingulidae. Gene Ontology annotation, molecular function: oxidoreductase activity, acting on the aldehyde or oxo group of donors, NAD or NADP as acceptor.